Molecule: messenger RNA, 1142 nt
Organism: Phialemonium atrogriseum
Lineage: Eukaryota; Fungi; Ascomycota; Sordariomycetes; Cephalothecales; Cephalothecaceae
Exons: 1
Coding region: 137-817 (226 amino acids)
Source: RefSeq, a predicted model, not a curated record
ACGUCUCCAAAUAAUGGUUGUACCGUACAUACAUUAACCCGCCAAGCCCUCACGAGUCGAACCGCCCGCCUUUUCCCGUCAACCGCCAAGAAGAAAACGACUACAAAUCAAUAACAACGAGUAUCCAUAGCAUAGCAUGGACGUUCCAGCGGCAAUCCCUACACAACAGCACAGCCCAGCCCAGUCCUCCACACUACAAGUCAACUUCUCGUGGAAGAAGUUCAAAGCCCUCAUCACCGAACAAGACAACCCUUCCAAUCCAGUCUACGUUGUGCACUUCAAGCCCCUCAAGUCACCACAAAUUGAAAUAAAAUCCGGAACCGACGACAGCACCAUCGGAAACGGCACCUUCUCCACCUUCUCCAUCGACGCCCACUUCGAAAUCCGAGGCCAAAAAGGCACCCUGAAAGCCCUCAAGCGCUUCAAGACGGUGUACACCCACCUGUCACGAGCCUUCUCCGACAACGACUCCCCGGUCACCAUGACAUGGAACAAGAGCAGCGGCCUGAAGACGUGGGACUUUGUCUGCCUGGACGAGCAGCAGAUGCCCGUGGCAAGAUUGUCGGCAAACGUGUGGGCCGCGGAGAAGCUGGGCAAGAUUGAGUUUCUAGGGCCAAAAGCUACGUCUGUGGCGGUUAGGGACGAGAUUGUGGUCACGGCAUUGACGCUAUUUUACUGUACGGCGCACCGUUCCAGCAGCAUCCUCAACUUAUUCGGUGCUAUGUUUGCUCGGCCGGGUCCUCUUGGAAAGGAUGGGCCGGCGGAGACGCACUUGGAGGGCGGGAGGAGUAAUAACCGGGGUGGCAGCUUGGACUAAUCAAGGGACAGGUGUCGGGUACAUAUUCGGAAGCGCACAAAUAGGGGUGGCCUCUCCAAGGCGAGAUGAACAUUUCCAGUUCAGCGUCACUAAGGGAGUGGCCCGCUGCGACCCGUAAACGGGGUACCGUAACCCUUCGUUGUGGGAUCCUAUCCGCACGUUUAGAGCCCUGGGAAAAGACCACGUGGAAACGAUAUGAUGACAUAUAGAAAACUGAAAACACAAGCUCCCAAACGUUCUGCUGAGCGUUUCUAAACACUUGUAGAGAACGCAGUAUUUGAGCUACUUUCCAUGUCAUUCUUCAAAAGGAUAUCGGGUUCUGUUC